AAGAGAUAGAUCGCGCAUUGAACUCUCUAUUUGAAGUUACCGGAAGAGACAAAAUAAGGAAGAGUCGAAUGAAAAUAUUUAUGUUUUUUUCUUAUGUUUAUACAGAAGUGAACGUUUUGAUGUAAAACAAACAUAUUACCUAGGUAUAAAUAGGACUUACUGGAUGUACUCAGAAUCAAUUGAUCCAAUCGGAAAUGUUGGUAAUGACGAUUUACUUCAAACUUCUUUUGGCAUUUAUGCCUGUUUUGCUGGUGUUGGGGCCAACAACUGCCUAUACGAUAGACAAAUAUGACAAGAACUUCGACGAUUCAUCCGAGGUUGAGGUCUUUGGAAAGUGCAGGGAAUCAACCCUGUUUCCCAUAGAUAUUAUGGCAAGGACAGUAAACCCAGUUUAUUUGAAACCAAACCCUCAUCCAUUGAAUUACAUUCCACCUAAGCCUAAGAAUGGUGGACGUCCAAAAAUAAUUCCAGAUUCGAAAACAUAUUUACCUCGAAGAGUGAGUUUUCCAUAUCCACGUAGGAUUUUUCCACAGACGCCAACGAAUUCGUACUUUUAUUCUUCCGAAGGACCCUUCUUCAGGAUUUGGAGAACACAAUGGUACACUUUCAAUUGAAAAUGAAGGUGUAAGGGAUGAAGCUAUCUCUUUGGUUUUUAUAGAGUUUCCAUCCGUUAGUUCAAUGAACUGAUGUAUGAUUUACUAAAUCUGUAAAUUUAAUGAAUAAAUGAUUCAAUAUCCCAAA
Molecule: messenger RNA, 741 nt
Organism: Coccinella septempunctata (seven-spotted ladybird)
Lineage: Eukaryota; Metazoa; Arthropoda; Insecta; Coleoptera; Coccinellidae
Exons: 3
Coding region: 195-614 (139 amino acids)
Source: RefSeq, a predicted model, not a curated record